ACAACAACAACAACAACAACAACAGCAUCACCACCACCGCCACCACCACCAGCUAAACAUUGUAAUUUAAAUAUUCCAUUAAUAAAUGAUGAUAUUAAACCAUUAGAUCUUUCUACUUCAUCAACAAUUCAAAUAUCAAAACAACAAAAUGAACAACCAUUAAAUUUAUGUUCAAAACGUAAACGACAUCAACCUGUUAGUUUAUCAUCAUCAAAACGAAAUAAUAAUAUUUCAUCAUCGACAGUAACAAAACCAACUACGAUAACUACUGCUGCUGCUGCUGCAGCUGCAGCUGCAACCGCAUCAUCAAUGUUUAUUCCAUUUUAUGCUAUUUCACCAUUUUUCGAUCCUACAACAACAAAUCAACAAGAAAUGUUUCAACAAUUUCAAGCAUUUUAUUUACAAUUACAACAACAACAAAAAUUAACGAAUGAAACGACUAGAAAUAAUGAAUAA
Rotaria sordida is the source of this 456-nucleotide messenger RNA. Lineage: Eukaryota; Metazoa; Rotifera; Eurotatoria; Philodinida; Philodinidae. The record is from the annotation of a GenBank genome assembly.